Molecule: messenger RNA, 2138 nt
Organism: Solanum verrucosum
Lineage: Eukaryota; Viridiplantae; Streptophyta; Magnoliopsida; Solanales; Solanaceae
Product: pentatricopeptide repeat-containing protein At3g18020
Exons: 1
Coding region: 63-2105 (680 amino acids)
Molecular function (GO): protein binding
Source: RefSeq, a predicted model, not a curated record
GCUCAUUUCUUUUCUCCAAUUCAAAUUCACAACAAUCCAAUCAAUGCAUUUCUACUGUAAUAAUGCAUUUUUGCAAAUUUCCGUUUCUGAUACCUCUGCAAAACUCUGCUAAAACUUUCACUUCAUCUCUUUCCCUCUUCUCUACCUUUGAGUUCCAUUUAACCAAUCAACAAAGCUUUGAAGGACAAGAAUUUGACAGAGCUUACUGGACCAGGCGAAUUCAUAAGCUUUGUGCUAUUGACGGAAAUGUAGAUGAAGCUCUUCGACUCCUUGAUGAGCUUCGACUUCAGGGUUAUCAUCCCGACUCUCUCAAUCUCAGCAGCAUUAUUCAUGCUCUCUGUGAUUCCCAUCGAUUUUCCGAAGCCCACCAGCGAUUUCUUCUCGCCGUUUCUUCCCAGUCAACUGUCCCUGACGAGCGAACCUGCAAUGUCCUUAUUGCUCGCUUGCUUUACGCUGCUACUCCGCAAGAAUCUGUGCGUGUUAUUUCCGCUUUGUUCUACCAGAAGCCCCAGUUUGUACCUUCGUUAAUGAAUUACAACCGUCUCAUCCAUCAGCUUUGUACUUUAGAAAGAAAUAGAGAUGCCCAUCAGCUGUUUGUUGAUAUGAGAAAGAGAGGGCAUUCUCCUAAUGCUGUUUCGUAUACUACUUUGAUCGAUGGGUAUUGCGGGGUUGGCGAGGUUCGGGAAGCUGAGAAGCUGCUUGAUGAAAUGUCUGAGUGCGGAGUGAUACCUAAUGCGCUCACUUAUAGCGCUUUGAUUCGGGGGAUUCUUCGAAAGAGGGACAUUGACCAUGGAAAACAACUGAUUGGGAAGCUUUGGAGCGUGAUGCGCACUGAAGAGGAUAUGCAUGCAAACAAUGCAGCAUUCUGCAACGUGAUCAAUUGCUUGUGUAGGGAAGGGUUCUUCCAUGAAGUGUUUAAUAUUGUUGAAGAUAUGCCUCAGGGUAAAAGUGUGGUUCAGGAUUUUGUAUAUGCACAAAUGAUAGAUUCUCUUUGUAGAUUUGGGAGGUAUAAUGGGGCUGCUAGGAUAGUUUAUAUAAUGAGAAAACGAGGAUUUGAUCCAAGCUUAGUGUCAUAUAAUACAAUUGUACAUGGUCUCGUCAAGGAAGGCGAUUGUUUCAGGGCAUAUCAGUUGUUGGAGGAAGGGAUUCAAUUUGGCUACUUGCCGUCAGAAUUCACUUACAAAUUAUUGGUAGAAGGUUUGUGUCAUGUAAAUGAUCUUGUUAAGGCCAAGGAAAUUGUCAAUAUGAUGUUAAAUAAGAAAAACAAUGACAAAACAAGGAUUUAUAAUAUAUAUCUCAGAGCUCUUUGUGUUGUUGACAACCCAACUGAGCUUUUAAAUGUCCUUGUCACCAUGCUUCAAACUCAAUGUCAACCAGAUGUGAUCACCCUGAAUACUGUUAUUAAUGGCUUCUGCAAAAUGGGAAGAAUUGAAGAGGCUCAAAAGGUUUUCAAAGAUAUGAUGAUGGAGAAGUUUUGUCCCCCUGAUGGUGUGACGUUCACAACUGUUAUUAGUGGGUUUUUAAAACUCGGGAGGGUUGAAGAAGCUCUUGAGUUAUUGCAUAGAGUUAUGCCUGAAAAAGGUUUAAAGCCCAAUGUUGUAACAUAUAAUGCAGUUAUCCAGGGGUUAUUUAAGUUACAUCGGAUAGAUGAAGCUAUGGAGGUCUUCCAUAGCAUGUUAAGUGGUGGCAUUGUUGCUGAUUGCACGACGUAUACUGUUAUUAUCGAUGGGUUGUUUGAAUCCAACAAAGUUGAUGAAGCCAAAAGUUUCUGGAACGAUGUUGUUUGGCCCUCAAAAGUUCAUGACAGUUACAUAUAUGCAGCCAUUCUCAAGGGGCUUUGUCGCUCUGGUAAACUGCAUGAUGCUUGUGAUUUCUUAUAUGAAUUAGUAGAUUGUGGGGUUACUCUUUGUGUCAUCAAUUACAACAUUGUUAUUAAUGGUGCUUGCACAUUGGGCUGGAAGAGAGAAGCUUAUCAGAUUCUUGGUGAAAUGAGAAAGAAUGGACUAGAACCUGAUUCUGUAACAUGGAGAAUUCUGGAUAAAUUGCAUGGCAAUGUGGAAAAACAGUUCUGCGAGGAUUUGACAUGUAAUCAAGUGGGGGUUUAAGAUAAGCCGGUCGUUGAAAAAAUUUGGUCUUAA